Messenger RNA from Hypomesus transpacificus, 6839 nucleotides. RefSeq names its product zinc finger CCCH-type containing 13 (gene zc3h13). Lineage: Eukaryota; Metazoa; Chordata; Actinopteri; Osmeriformes; Osmeridae. The transcript is spliced from 20 exons. Gene Ontology annotation, molecular function: metal ion binding. The coding region runs from base 156 to 5579 and encodes 1807 amino acids. Gene Ontology annotation, cellular component: RNA N6-methyladenosine methyltransferase complex. The record is from RefSeq and is a predicted model, not a curated record.
UAUUGAGGCUGGCAUCACCGUGCACAUGAUGAUGGCGUUCAGGGGAGUCCCUGCCUAAGAGAUACAAGUGUAAAACUUGUAAUUUCUACAGGUAGCGAAUCCACAUACACUACAAAAAUAGAUGCGACUCCGAAUCUAUAUAUUGGCCCUGCAGAAUGUCCAAGAUAAGGCGGAAGGUAACAGUGGAGAAUUCUAAAACCAUAUCUGACAGCACCACCACCACCACCACCACCACCCCCUCCCGCCGACCCAGCGUGUUUGAAAGACUCGGUCCCAGCACUGGUAGUAAUGCUGUCGAGACUCAUUGUAGAAAUUGGUUGAAGACUGGGAAUUGCAGCUACGGCAAUACUUGUCGCUACACACAUGGAACUCAGCCACGAGGCAAGGGAUUUAGUGGAGGUUUUAGUAGGUCAGCAGAGAGGCCCCCUGGAGAUUUGCGGGAGAGGAUGAAGAAUAAGAGACAGGAUGCUGACUCAGACGCCCAGAAACGAGACCCAGAAGAAGCUACAUCCCCUACAGCAAGACAGCGAGAUUCCUCUCGAGGCAGACACAGAGAGAAGGAGGAUAUAAAGAUCACAAAGGAGCGCACCCCUGCCAGUGAAGAGGAGCCCACUGAGUGGGAGGCCAAUCGUGAAGACUCAGAUAACGGCGACUAUGACUACGAGUUGUCCCUGGAGAUGAAACGACAGAAGAUUCAACGCGAGCUGAUGAAGCUGGAGCAGGAGAACAUGGACAAACGAGAGGAUCUUGUCAUCAAGAAGGAAGAACCCCCAGCCAAAACCAGGACAAGCAGCACAUCCAAGGUGCGGCCUUCCCCAGAGCAGUCGAGCUCCAAAGGCUCGCCCUCAUCUCGGAAGUCGAGCGGGUCGCCCAAACACAAAGCCGGACUGAAGAACUCAGGUUCUGGGAAGAAGGACAAGAGACCAUGCGUGUCCUCCCCCACGUCGGACACGGGCAGGUCGGCCAAGGGAAGCCACAGUAAGAAGAAAGGGCCGCGCACCCCCAGCCCUCCUCCCCCAGUCCCCCUGGACCUGCCCGUGCUUGGGAAGAAGCACAAGGGGAAGCACAAGAACAAGGAGAGGUCCGAGGAGAAGCCCAAGGAGGGCAAAGAGAGGGGGCGCGACGCGGAGAAACACAAGGAGAAGAAGGAGAAGCGCAGGGAUCGCUCCGAUAGUUCCCACAAGGCCAAGCGGUCGAUUGCGUCCGAGGAGCGUUCCGUAAGCGUCUCCUCCCCCUCCCGGGAGUUGUCCCCCUCCGCCAGGAAGAAAUCCCAGUCCCCUAAAGGGGCCUCCCAGAAGCCCCCCGUGCCGGCCUCCCCUCCACGCAGGUCUCCCACCCCCCCGCGCCACCAGCGCACCCCAACCCCGCCACGCCACCACUCCUCCUCCUCCCACUCUGGCUCCUCCGCCCAGAGGCACUCCCCCUCCCCGCAGCGCCGCCACUCCGUCUCCCCGGGCUACCUGCGCCAGCGCAAGCCCCCGGCCCCGUCCUCCACCUCCCCGGGCCAGAGGCGCUCGCGCUCCCCGGGCGCGCCCAGAGACGCCGCCUCCCCCCAGGGCAGGGGCAGCCCCGGCCGCCACAGCUCCCAGGGGCGGGAGAGGGGCCGCGGGGAGAGGAGCCCGGCCACCCAGGAACGCAGACACGAGCGCAGAGACGAGAGCCGCGGAAAGCGGGACAAGGACGUCAGCCGCGACGAGCGGGAUUACGAAGCGGAGCAGAGCUCGUCCCGGGAGCCCCGCGAGGACCGCGAGGCGAGGGAAGGCCGCGAGCGCCGGGAGGGACGCGACAAGCGGGACGGCGCCCGGGACCCCCGCGAACACAGGGACACCAAGGACUCCCGGGAGAGGACCGACACUCGCUCCGGGAGAGACUCCCUGGAGUACCGGGACCGGGAGAGGGAGAGAGACAAGGAGAGGGAGCGGGAGAGAGAGAGGGAUCGGACGGACAUCCCCCACAGGAAGGAGGAGCCUGCCCAGGAGGAGCGCAGCUACCCGCGGGGGCAGGGGCGCGAUGAUGGCGGGCGCACGGACGCCAGGGCGGCCGAGGGCCGGGGCGAGACCCGGGGGGAGAGGAACGGGCGCGGCCGGGGCCGGGGGGCGGAGGGUUCCGACAAAGGCUCCGCCCGCAGCUCGCGAGGCUCCCAGUUGGAGGGCGCCCACGACACCUGGGAGUCCCGCGGGGCCGCCCCUCAGGAGAGGAGCGCGGAGCGCGGGACUGAGAGGGCCGGCGAGAGGGGGGCGGAGCGCGAGCGCUACGACGGCGACAGGAGGGCCGACCAGGCCCGAGACUCGUCCUACGACCGCAGAGGGGGUCACGCAGAGCGCGAGCGCCGAGACAACAGGGAGAGAGAUCAGAGAGCGCCCUCUCCCGGCCGGCACCAGGGGCGCGGGGAGGAGCCGGAGAGGGAGGAGAGGCGGGAGGAACGCCGGGCGGAGCGAGGGGAGGACCGGCGGGAGGACAGGACCCGCGAGCGAGACAGGGAGCGGGAGAGGGAGCGCGAACGGGAGAAGGAAAAGGAGAAGGAGCGCGAGAAGGAGCGCGAGGCGGAGAGGGAGCGGGAGCGCGUGAGGGAGAGAGAGCGGGAGAGGGAGCGCGAGCGGGAGAGGGAAAGGGAGCGCGAGGAGCGCGAGAGGGAGAGGAAGGAGAGGGAGCGCGAGAGGGAGCGCGAGAGGGAGCAGCGGGACAGGGAGAGGCAGCGGGAAUGGGAGGAGCGGGAGAAAGGGAGGGAGGAGCGACGGGAGCGGAGGGACGACCCCAGGGAGGAGCGCUCCACCAGGGACGCCCGGGACGAAGAGCGCAAGACCAGCCGGAAGAGACACAGGGUGGACAACAGCCCCAGCCCCAAGUCCUCCCCCAAGAGAACCCGGGACGCCACCCCGGGGGACAGCGACGGCUACAACAGCCCCGAGGAGAAGAGCGUGAGCGUCCGAGGCCCGGCCAAGCUCCGGCCCCUCCUCCCCAGCCCGGUGUGUCCGGCCCCAGGGCACGCAGCCGACGUUGAUAAGCACCGCUUGCUGAGCCAGGUGGUUCGUCCCCUGGAGCCCCUGCGCUCGCCGCCCGGCACCCCCGCGGACGACAAGCCCAGCCGCUGGAAGGACGACGAGCGGCGAGGCGACAAGAGGGACGGCCGCGGCCGCCACGAAGACCCCGACCCCCGAGGAGAGCGGGGGCGCGGCGCGGCGGAGAGGCGGGCGGAGCACCCUCCAGACGCCGGCCCCGGCGGCUCCGACGCGCGCUGCAGGGCCAAGGACCAGAGGGAGCCCACCCCUCCGCCUCCCCCCGCCACCGCGGCCCCCGACGACAGAGACGUUGUGGCCGCCUCCGCCGUCACCCACGAGGAGGGCAAGAAGAAGACCAAAGGCCUGAAAAAGGGCGUGAAGAAGGGCCGCAAGGAGGAUGAUGGGGGACCCCCAGCCCUUGGGGCCACGGUGGGGGACCGGUUCAACCCCGAGCCACCGUCCAUGGCCCUCCCAGAUGGGCCCCCUCCCCUCCAGCCCCCGCGCAAAGGCCCCAAGAAGAAGGCCCUGGACAAGAAACGGAAGCGGUCGCGAGGCGCCGAAUCGGACGUGUCUGAGGAAGAGCCCGCGGCUGCCGCCAUCACCCACCCACCGGCGGGCAAGAGGAAGCGCGGCCCCCGGACGCCCCCCCCCACCCUGAAGGAGCCCCCGCCGGCCCACCGCGCAGCUGGAGCGACCACAGAGCCCCCCUCGCUGCCUCCCUUAAAAAUGGACGCCAACUUCAGCGACUGGUCCGAUGAGGACGUCCUGGAGCGCGGCGGGGAGCCCGCGGCCCCCCCGGCCCCCGUGGAGAGGCCCCCCGUGGAGCCCCUCCCCAGGAGGACCGGCCCCAGGGGAGGAGGGGGCAGGGUCAACUCCCUCCCCAUCGCCCCCCUGCUGCCCCAGGAGCCCCCCAUGCUGCUCCCCACCCUGCCCCCCCAGCCCCUCAUGUCCCAGCCCCUGCUCCGCAAGCCCCCGCCCGAGCAGAAACGCAGCAGCAGCAUUGGCAGCAACCAGAGCCGCGCCUCCGUCCGCCGCCUGCGCUCGCCCUCCAACGAGUCGGCCCACCGCGAGGAGCCCCAGCAGGGGCCACGCUCCAGGAGGGGGCGCAUGCAGGGGGGCAACUCCCGCGACCGGGAGAGGGAGCGCGAGAGGGACCGGGAGAGGGAGCGCGAGCGGGAGAGGCCCCCGGUGACCGAGCCCCCCGCUGGGGAGAGGAAGUCUCGCAUGGACCAACUGAGGAGAGGGGAGCCCAGCCGCAGCACCUCCUCAGACCGGCAGGACUCGCGCAGCCACAGCUCCAGACGCAGCUCCCCCGACUCGGAGCGGCAGGCGCGCUCCCGCGCCGGCUCCUACGACAGCCGGGAGAGGGAGCGCGAGAGGGAGAGGGAGCGCGAGCGGGAGCAGUUUGAGAGGGAGCGAGAGAGGAAGGACCUGAGACAGCAGCAGCAACAACAACAACAGCAACAACAACAACAGCAGCAGCAACAGGCUCCCCUCCUGCCCCAGCCUCCGCAGCAGAGAGACUGGGAGGUCGACCCCCGAGAGCGCGGCGGGGGGCGGGGCCUGAUGAUGCGAGGCCUCAGGGAGCGAGACCUGCGCGAGCGCGAGCGCCUCCUCUCCGAGGGGCUCCUGCAGCACGAGCGGGAGCGCGGCGAGCGCAUGCUGCCCAUGGACCUCCAGCCACACGGGGAGCCCAAGGGCCGGGACCUCCUCAGGCAGGACCGGAGCGACUACGAGCCCCUGCUGCCGCGGGAAGCCUUCGGGAUGGACUGCGACAAGCCCGGCAACAGCCACCACGGGCCGGGGGAGCAGCGGGAGCCAGAGAAGAAGGACGACGUCGACGCGGAGGAGGACGACGCCAAGGUGGACGACGCCCAGUCUGUGGUGUCCGGCGGCGAGGAGUACGAACCGAUCAGCGACGACGAGCUGGACGAGAUCUUGGCGGACAGCGCCCAGAAGAAAGAGGAUCACCAGGACGACGAGAAACCUUCAGGUCCCCUGGACGUGAUUGACGUGGACUGGUCCAGCCUGAUGCCCAAGCAGAAGCAGGAGCCGCGGGCGGCGGGGGCAGCCCUGCUGAGGUUCACCCCGGGCGCCGUGCUCCUCCGGGCGGGCGUGUCCAAGCGCCUGGCGGGGCCCGAGCUCCUGGAGCAAGUGAGGGAGGUCUGCAAAAAGGAGCUGGAGGACCCGAAAGAUGCCGAAAAGCUGUUUGAGCACGACCUGGGAGCCUUGAACAUGGCUGCCCUGAAGAGGAAGGUGGAGAGGGCGGGCCUGCUGAGGAACCUAGGCCCCUGCUGCAAGGCCCUGUGUGCCCGCAGGGACAUCGCCAUCCGCAGGCAGCUGCUGAAGAACGAAAAGGGCCUGACCAAGCAGAUGUACCCCAGUGUUCCUGUGGUGGACAAUGAGCUGCUGCAGCUGAGCGUGCGUCUCUUCAAGAAGACCGUGGCCAGUCAGGCAGCAGGCCAGGACAAGCUGGACUCCGGCCCGCCAGCCACCACUGCACCAGCUGCAGCUACGGCGGCGGCAGCUGCCGUGGUGGUUGACAAGCCCAGCGCCCAGCCGGAGGUGUGCGUCUCCUGAGGGAAUGGGCUUAGUGAGUUAAAGCAUGAAACAGCUAAGCCCCCCCCCCCCCCCCCCCCGCCCCAUAACCCCCUCCUCUAGCUCCAUCUCCAUACCUAGCCUUCUUUAACAUCGGGAGAAAAAACGAAUGGAAAAUGCUGAAACUUUCACAAAAGUCAGUGCUUAUCAUUUUGGAAGCUUGAUCUUCGAGUAAAGCGCCAUAGAGACUACUGGAUAUUCUAGCCUAUGGUGAGAUAGUGGCCUUGUACGUUGAACUAAUCAAUAAUUGACAGGAGAGACAUACACACAUAUGCCCGGAAUGAUGCCAGUUAUUUCGUGCUAUUUUUAUGUUUUAGAGCAGCUUUUUAAUUGUCAGGUCCCCAUUUAUAAUGAAGUUGCUGGUUUGGUUUGUUUCUUAUGUUGUGCAUUGGCUAAGAAAAACUGUGCAUUAAAAUGGUUAGCUGUUCAUUUGUAACGGGUCCUAUCUUUGCUUUGUAUGAGUCAUGCUAAUUUUUCAUGGACGUGUCCAGCUUGUUUUUUUUCUUUCUAUGUACAUGUUUAUGUCAUUGGAUCAUCAGGUAAUCUGCUGUCCAGAUACUGUGAAAACCUGGCGAGCCUUCAAUUAAUGUUUUCCAUGAACCACUACCGAACUAUUCCAUCCUGAAUUUGUUUUUCUUACCUCAUGAGUUCGACAUACUUUCAAAGUACCACCUCACAUGAAUGUAUUUGUGUCAUGGAGUGAUUGGGCAAUGUUUUUGAAGGAUGAACUGUAUUGUUAAUGACUGAUGUGGAACCAGUACAUUAGAGGUUGUGAGACAAACCAAUCUGGUCCACCACCGCACCCUGUGGCCAAACAAACUUGCACUCACCGUAUGCAUGCAUGCAUGCUAUGUUGACUGGUUUUGGAUCAAUGACUGAAGGGACAGACUGAUCUAAUUGACAUAAUCCACUAGAAACUGUAUGUCUGGGUGUACAGACUGGGUUAUACAAGUCAACAAACCUGCAACAUGGGUGGGUGGAAGGAGGCAUUUGAGGACACAAGCUGAACUUCACAAGGAGCACUGGGUUCAAUUCUUCACCUGCUGUCUGCUGGUAAAUCGCCUGUGUGGCUUACAUGAAAAACACAGACUCUGGACUUCAACUCCCAGAACCACUACUGUGUCUGUGAACGCUUGCAGGCAUACAUUUUUUGGCAUGGUAAAAAUGAAUGUUGGUUCAACGUCUCUGUUACUGUAAAAUUCUGCAUAAACGGACAAUACAAUGAAAUCAUUGAAAUGAAAA